AUGUUGGGAGAAGUUGCCACUGGGCUCAGUCUUGGGAGUGGGGCCGAUCUACUUGCUUCCGUGGCCUUGAAGCCAGUCAGGGUGAAGUACCAGGGCUUAACGUCUGUAUUUGAAAGAGUCACGAGAUCUCUGGUGCGAGAGUUGGGUUCUCGAGGGGAUAUGAUUCCUGUCAAGAGUGUGGUUGAUGCUGGUGCAUUCAAGUGCUGCUAUUUGGUGAGAGGACGGAAGAUUUGGGGAUGGCGCUACUCCAAGACAGACCUCACCCUGGAGGACAUACUGGACAAAGAGCUGUUUGAGAGGCUGCUUGUGGGACUCGGAGGUCAGCAUGUGGCGGAGUCAAUGGCAGUGCCGGCCACAGGAGGUGCACGCAGGUGCACGCAGAGCCUCCCUCUGAUGGCCCUGCUGCUGGAGACGAGGCUGAAGCAGAAACUUCCAACUUCAUUCAAAAUGAUUAGUUCAGAAGAAAAUGUGUAUCUAGUGACAGGAACUCUGGAGACAGAACAGGAGGAAACUCCACAAGCAGAAAUGCAAUAUCAAAUUUGGAGCUCAUUCCUUAAGGGCAUUAACCACGAAAACAAGGUUUCUGAUGUCUUGAUCUCUGAUGAGACACAGAUUGAGGGUCCAGCGGGUCCUCUCAUUUGCAGCCUCCACAAAAAUGCUGGGCGCUUGGUAAAAGCAUGUGCAGAAGCCAUUCUGGAACUCUUGGGUGCCUUGCUAGAGCUGUCUGAGAAAUGCAAGCAUGUGACCGAAGCACUAGAGAAUGGGACCUUGUCUUCAGUGAGGGACCAGGUGGAGUCGAUCCUCCAGAAGAACUGGGUUGAGCAGAUUAGCCAGGAUGUGAGCUGUGACCCAGAGGCACGGCUUCCUCUCUUCUGCUGCAGCUGA
Peromyscus californicus insignis is the source of this 885-nucleotide messenger RNA. It is a transcript of the gene Gsdmb, whose product is annotated as gasdermin B. Lineage: Eukaryota; Metazoa; Chordata; Mammalia; Rodentia; Cricetidae. Gene Ontology annotation, molecular function: phosphatidylinositol-4,5-bisphosphate binding; phosphatidylinositol-4-phosphate binding; phosphatidylserine binding. The record is from RefSeq and is a predicted model, not a curated record. Gene Ontology annotation, biological process: defense response to bacterium; pyroptotic inflammatory response.